Ochlerotatus camptorhynchus is the source of this 541-nucleotide messenger RNA. RefSeq names its product general odorant-binding protein 56d-like. Lineage: Eukaryota; Metazoa; Arthropoda; Insecta; Diptera; Culicidae. Gene Ontology annotation, biological process: sensory perception of smell. The record is from RefSeq and is a predicted model, not a curated record. The transcript has 2 exons. The coding region runs from base 109 to 507 and encodes 132 amino acids. Gene Ontology annotation, molecular function: odorant binding.
GGAGAUUUCAGAUUUAUGCAGAGUCAUUAAAUGGUCCAGAACGAUAUAAAAUGUGGACGGGAUGGGACUAGACAACCAGUCUACUAGCAGCAUCAAUCCGGAGCAGAAAUGAAAUCAUUCGUCUGUGUAAUUCUAGUCGCCGUCCUGGUGGGAGUCAAUGCUCUAACCGAGGAACAACUCAAGAAAGCCGACAGUUUUGCCGUCGAGUGCCUGGAGAAAUCGAAUGGAGUGUCCAGCGAGACUGUGAGCAAGCUGCGCAGUGGUGAUUUUGCUGACGUCAAUCGGGACUCGAAAUGUUUUGUGCAAUGCUUCUUGGAACGAGCCGGCUUCAUGGAUGCCGAUGGAAAUCUGGUUGAUGACUAUGCCAUUGAACGACUAUCGUUGGACCGCGAGAAGAGCAAGGUCGAAGCUUUGGUUAAGAAAUGCAGCAACAAGAUGGAUGAUCCAUGUGACACCGCCUUCCGUGCUUUCGAGUGCUAUUACAAUGGGAAAUCUUCGUUGUUCUGAAUGUGAUACUGCAAUAAAAUGUGAUGUGAUUUAA